GCUCAACGCUUUCUCAUAAUACGACUAUUUCUGAUACUGACAAUUAUAUUUUAAGUUGCAAUGUCUUCACCAGCUUCUCGUCGUGGGCGUCCGCCCAGAAGUUCAGCUGCAUCGACUCCUCGCUCGACAAGAUCGCAACAAGUCUCAAAUACCCCUCAGUCCAAUGCAAAUGGAUCACAAGCCACUCCUCACGCAUCCAGACGACUCCAAAACGAGAACAAUGUACCAUCUUCAUCUCCCUUGAUGUAUCAAUCCUCAUCACCUGUGCGUGGUGAGCAGACAGGAAUGGAUAUCAGCUCGCCUAUUAGAGAAUCUUCUGUCGCAGACGGCGAUACCACGCCACGAGCCACCAGAACCGGCAGACAAGACUCUUCGCCAAUCCGUUAUAUGUCCAGUUCAAGCCCACCACGAAACAAUAACCGUCAGGAUAUUCGUUCUGAUAUCCCUAGUAGUAGCAGCGGUCUAUUUGUUGGCUCAUCUCGCCCAGAACUCUCUAGCUAUACUCGCAAUGUCUCGCGCCGAGGUGAUAUUCAUUCGGAUGCUUUCUCGUCGACCCCGUCAGGUCGUCGAAGGCUGUUUGUGGAUGCAACUGGCAGGCCAGUCACUGAAGGUCAUGCUCACUCGGAUGCAACCUUCUCCAACGUCAACCCCGAUACUUCAGAGGCAGAUGCGCUUGGUGGUAACUCGACGCGUGUUAUUUGGGGAACUAAUAUCUCCAUCCAGGAUUCUAUGUCUGCGUUCAAAAACUUUCUUUAUAACUACGCAACGAAGUACCGCAUGUGGGCCGACGGCGCUACCGAGGAGGAAACAAGAGCGAUGGGCGAUGCUGCGGAGGAAAAAGAAUAUGUUACUAUGCUGAACAAUAUGAGAAAGCUAGGAGUCACCGGUUUGAACCUGGACGCUAAGAAUCUCAAAGCAUACCCCUCUACAAAAAAGCUGUGGCAUCAGUUGCAUGCAUACCCACAAGAAAUCAUCCCGCUUAUGGAUCAGACAAUCAAAGAUGUUUUGCUCGAGCUGGCAAUCAGUGAGAUGGAAACCCUCAGAAUUCAAGCUCAGCGAAACCAACCACGCACGCGAGACAGCUCAGCGGCGCCUGUACCAAGCUCAGAUGCCACGAGUGAGACGGGUCGUGCUGCUCCUGCCGACAUCCCUAAUUUGGUCGAACAGGUGGAGGUCAGGACAUACAAGGUUUUACCUUUCGGCUUGGAUAAGUCUGUAAAUAUGCGGGAACUAGAUCCUGCAGAUAUGGACAAACUCAUUAGUAUUAAAGGUUUAGUCAUUCGCACAACUCCAGUCAUCCCCGAUAUGAAAGAAGCAUUCUUCACAUGCCAAAUCUGUAACCACAGUGUCAUGGUUGACAUUGACCGCGGAAAGAUUAUGGAACCUACUUCUUGUCCACGGGCUCAAUGCAAGAGUCCUAAUUCAAUGCAACUAGUUCACAACCGCUGUAUUUUUGCUGACAAGCAAGUCAUUAAGCUUCAAGAGACCCCCGACAGUGUCCCAGAUGGUCAGACUCCUCACUCUGUCUCUCUGUGCGCGUACGAUGAACUGGUCGAUGUUUGCAAGGCAGGUGACCGGAUAGAGGUGACUGGCAUUUUCCGAUGCAAUCCUGUCCGUGUGAACCCCCGCCAGCGAACUACAAAAGCACUGUUCAAGACGUACGUGGACGUUUUGCAUAUACAGAAAGUCGACAAGAAGAAACUCGGUAUCGACGUGUCAACUGUGGAGCAGGAGCUUUCGGAACAAGCAGCGGGAGACACCGAGCAGACUCGAAAAGUCACUGCAGAAGAGCUUGAGAAGAUCAAGGAAACAUCGCGACGGCCUGACGUCUACGAGCUUCUGGCCAGAUCAUUGGCACCAAGUCUCUACGAGAUGGACGAUGUGAAGAAGGGAAUUUUGCUUCAGCUGUUUGGGGGUACGAACAAGACCUUUCAGAAGGGAGGCAAUCCACGCUAUCGUGGUGAUAUCAAUGUCUUGCUCUGCGGCGACCCUUCUACCGCGAAGUCACAACUCCUUCGAUAUGUCCACAAAAUCGCACCUCGCGGAGUUUACACCAGUGGAAAAGGUUCUUCAGCCGUCGGUCUCACGGCGUAUGUCACCCGCGACCCCGAAACUCGACAACUUGUUCUCGAAUCGGGUGCACUUGUCUUGUCGGACGGAGGCGUCUGCUGCAUUGACGAGUUUGAUAAAAUGAACGAAUCUACACGGUCCGUCUUGCACGAAGUGAUGGAGCAGCAGACUGUGUCCAUUGCUAAGGCCGGCAUUAUCACUACGUUGAAUGCACGUACCAGUAUUCUGGCUUCUGCCAAUCCUAUUGGCAGCAAGUACAAUCCCAACCUGCCUGUUCCGCAGAAUAUCGAUCUUCCUCCAACUCUGCUUUCCAGGUUCGACUUGGUAUAUCUAGUUCUUGACCGGGUUGACGAGCAAGAAGAUCGUCGCUUGGCGAAACAUCUGGUUGGCAUGUACUUGGAAGACGCUCCCGAAAAUGCAAGUCAGGAAGAGAUAUUGCCUAUUGAAUUCUUGACUUCUUAUAUCACCUAUGCCAAGACGCAAAUCCACCCUGUUCUUACUCAACCCGCCGCUGAUGCUCUCACCGAAGCGUACGUCACGAUGCGCAAGCUAGGAGACGAUAUCCGAGCAGCUGAGCGUCGUAUCACAGCUACCACGCGUCAAUUAGAGUCUAUGAUCCGUCUUUCCGAAGCUCAUGCCCGUAUGAGGCUCUCCUCUGAAGUGACAGCUGAAGACGUCGAGGAAGCCGUACGACUAAUCCGGUCCGCGCUCAAACAAGCAGCCACAGACGCCCGCACCGGAUUGAUUGAUAUGAGCUUGCUGACGGACGGUACCAGUGCAAGCGAGCGCCGCCGUCGUGAUGACUUGAAGAAAGCAGUCCUUAACCUAGUAGAUGAUAUGGGUGCUAGUGGCACAGCUCCUCGUUCGGUAGAUGUGCUGCGCAGACUCAACGAGAACAGCAGCAUUCAGGUUGAGAGCAAUGAAUUCAAUAAUGCAGUGCAGGCACUUGAGACUGAGGGCUUGGUUAAUGUAGACCAUACACGACGAACCAUUCGACGAGUGGGCGGUGCUAUUUGAUACAGCCUGUUCUUUUCGGUUUAUGAUUGAAAUCAAUAUGUAUGUUUCUUUUUCAGUUUUAAGAUAAUACGCACUUGAUGGGGGUUACGGUAGGGUUAUCAGAUAGCUUUGUUGUACAAUAAAA
Talaromyces stipitatus ATCC 10500 is the source of this 3211-nucleotide messenger RNA. Its product is annotated as DNA replication licensing factor Mcm4, putative. Gene Ontology annotation, cellular component: MCM complex; nucleus. Gene Ontology annotation, molecular function: ATP binding; single-stranded DNA binding; single-stranded DNA helicase activity. The transcript has 5 exons. Gene Ontology annotation, biological process: mitotic DNA replication initiation; DNA replication; double-strand break repair via break-induced replication. The record is from RefSeq and is a predicted model, not a curated record. The coding region runs from base 61 to 3087 and encodes 1008 amino acids. NCBI's taxonomy places the organism in Eukaryota, Fungi, Ascomycota, Eurotiomycetes, Eurotiales, Trichocomaceae.